Protobothrops mucrosquamatus (brown spotted pit viper) is the source of this 2052-nucleotide messenger RNA. RefSeq names its product interleukin 12 receptor subunit beta 1 (gene IL12RB1). Gene Ontology annotation, biological process: cytokine-mediated signaling pathway. Gene Ontology annotation, cellular component: external side of plasma membrane. The record is from RefSeq and is a predicted model, not a curated record. Bases 1 to 2052 code for a protein of 683 amino acids. The transcript has 13 exons. NCBI's taxonomy places the organism in Eukaryota, Metazoa, Chordata, Lepidosauria, Squamata, Viperidae. Gene Ontology annotation, molecular function: protein binding; cytokine receptor activity.
AUGGUACAAGUUGUCGUUGCAGUGGUGGUGAUGGUGUGGUUGGCUGCACCAGAGCUCUUGAGCGAUCCCAGCAAUUGUGCUCCCCGAAAUUUGAUUUGCUACAAGCCCUGCUGUGAAGCAUCCUUCCACUGUCUUAUGAACUGCUCCUGGGAGACUGGAUGUAAAGAAGAUGUCAACUACAUCCUCAACUUUAGGGAUCAAACAGAAGGGAAGAAAAAGACAUUUGAGGUUGAAAAGGCCACCCACUUUAUUUUUAAUACGGACACGUUCUAUGCUCUAAGAAAUGUUACUGUCUGGGUAGAAAGCGUGCCUAGGGACGGUCCUCCUCGGGUCUCAAAAAAUCAUACACUGCUGCUCAAGGAAGCCAUAAAAUUUAAUCCACCAUCAGCCAAGUCUAUCAGCAUUUCUAGAUCGAAAGGUAUCCUGACCUUGAAAUGGCCUGGAUCCAGCACUUGUCGCUCUACACUAAACCAAGUCAGGAUAAGACAGUCCCACCAUACAAACUGGACACUGGUAAGUUGUGUGUUUGCCACGUGUCAUCUGGGGAAAAAUAUCUCUUAUGAAGCGCAGGUUCGGUAUCGAACUGAUCACUCAAGCAGUCACUGGAGCAGCUGGAGCGAAGUCUUCUUUGUUCCCACUGAAAUCCUCAGAAGUCCCUCAGUAAAUUAUACUGUGGGGUCCCUAGGAAAGGAAGGCCUGAGGAAUGUGACUCUGCAGUGGGCGAGACCUCCUAUGGAGCAAGGGAAAGUGAGCUAUAAUCUCACUUUUGUCAUGCUGGCCUGCAAGCAGUGCCUUUUUGGCUUGGAAAAAUACAACAUUACCGUACAUGGUGCAACUCGGUGCUACACUGCUCUUUCUGCAGCUGAAUAUAACAUUUCGCUGGUGGCGUUUAACGAAGUGGGACAUUCUCCAGCUUAUCCCUUUAAGCUACCACCAGAACAAAAUGCAGGUCCCAAUUUUAUGAACGUCAGUCUGUCCGGAAGGCAUUUUACUCUGAAGUGGAAAGUGGACGACGAUUUGGCUUUCUUUUGCUUUGAAGUUCAGCUUCUUGGAGAAACCUUGCCUAAGGAAGACUGCAUGGAUCCUAAUAACGCUUACCUGGUUACAGCUUCUCUUGAAGAUGCCACCCAUGUAAAUGUGACCAACCAAACAGCAAAUUCUGCUGUCAUCCAGUGGAAGCCUCCCAGAGCCCUCUUUGAUUGCCCAGGUGUACUGAAGAAAUAUGUCAUAUGUUGUCAAAAGGAGCAAUACAGUAACAUCAUAUAUUAUGACGUCAACGUGUCACAAACAUGGUAUACGAUCCAGGACUUAGAGCCUGACACUGUCUAUCUUGUUGGCAUCUGGGUCUCUACGGCAAACAACAAAGACAACUGCAAAGCUUUUUAUAGAUUUCUUACCAAAGCUCCAGGUAUAAUAGCUUCUCUUCCUCUAGAUCUCAAGCAGCUGCCACUGGUGCUUAGCUUUCUAUUUAUAGGGAUUUUUGGAGUCAUCCUUGUUGUCACCACCAUCUUCUACCUUGUCAAAAAAAGAAUGAAAAAUGUAUUGUGCUCAGCAUUGCCAGAUCCUGCUAAUACAGAAGCUGUGAAGUUCCACACCAUAGCAGAAGUAGACCAGGCCCAGGUAAAAUUGAGUUUUAUGGAACCAAAGGAAUCCAACAGCCCCAUGGAACUAUUGGUUGUAGAACCUUCAUCUGACAAAGAGGAGUCAGUUACUGAUACAACAAUGGACUUCUUGGGAUUUGUCAAAGGAAAAGAAGAGGAACAUUCUCCCAAAGAGGAUGAGGUAGUCUCUGAUGAAAUCCUACUUUCUGAAUAUAAGGGGCAAAGAUUUUUGAGUCCUGUGGAAGAAUCUGAAGAUUUUGUAGAUGUUUCUCAUGAAGAAAGCACUGGUGAUGGUCCCCAUCUCUUCCUGAAUAAUACUGAAGCUGGAGACCAAAAUGACAUGUGUAUGUCCCAAAUUUCACUCUCCUUCAAACUGUUUGAUAAACUGGUGGUGAUUAAGAAUGUAGGUGAAGGCUUUGACAUUCCAUGCAAUAAUGGUGCUUCAACCUAG